AUGAAAAUUAUCAUCGUUGGAGCAGGCAUCGCGGGCCUUUCGCUAGCCAUUGCCCUCGGCCAGUCUGGCCACCAAGUAACAAUUCUCGAUGCUGCCCCUCAGCUUGCCGAGCUGGGUGCCGGCGUUCAGAUGACAUCACAAGCUCUGAGAUACUUGUUCCGAUGGGGUCUUGAAGAGCAUCUUCUGGCGGAGUCUAUCAUCCCUGAAAACCUGCAUGUAUGGGAUGGGAACAGCGGCAAUCUCUUGGGCCAUGUUCGAAUCAGACAAAUGGAGGCUCAGUACGGUGCCCCGUAUAUUGUUGUCCAUCGGGCCGUCUUACACAACAUCCUACAUCGCCACGCCAUCAAAGCCGGCGGUGAACUGCUCCUGGACAGCAAUGUCGUUGAGUAUGAUUUCGCCAAUGGUGCGGUCCAGCUGCGGAACGGCAAAAAGCUAACAGCCGAUCUUGUUGUUGCUGCCGAUGGAAUCAACUCUUUCGCCCGAUCUAAACUUUUAGGGAACAAGAAUCCUGGUAGUCAACCUACUGGAUGGGCCGCUUUUCGUAUGACGGCUGAAGUCUCCAAGCUCAAAGCCGAUCCAACGACUUCGAGCCUGGUUGACCUCCAGUCUCGCAGCUCAAACUUUUGGAUAGCUCCACAGAUAUCAUGCAUGACAUACUUGAUCAAGGAUGCCACCCUGCUCAAUAUAGUUCUCACUCACCGAGAUGAUGUCGACACCAGAGAUUUUGUUCCAGAUGAAUGCAAAAACAUAGUCCGGGACUUGUUCAAAUACUUUGAGCCUCGUGUUCAACGCAUAUUGGACCUUUCUACACCCAAAAUUGCCAAUUACCCCGUAUAUGCCGUACCGCCGUUGCCUUCCUGGGCCCACGAAUCCGGCCGCUUCGUCCUCAUGGGCGACGCUGCCCACGCAAUGGCCUUUUACAUGUCCAUGGGCGUCAGCAUCGCCGUCGAGGACGCAGCAGCCCUUGCAGCAGUCCUAGACCUUGCCUGCCCUCCCGGAUCCAGCUUUUCUCUCUCAAACGAAGCAGACGCGCGGAGAUUAAAAUAUGCACUGCACGUUUUCGAAACAGUGCGAAAGCCGAGAGCCGAAGCCGUGCAAGAGGCGAGUCUGCAUGGCGGAGACUCGCUGCAUGCUUCAAGUGAAGAAGAACGCAGAGUUCUCCAUGAAGCUCUUGGCCAUUCGCACAAUGACGAGAUCUGGCCGCUGGAGAACGACACCAGUAAUAGACGCAACUUUGUUCAAAGAUGCAAAUCAACUGGUCAACGGCUUGGGCCAGGCGGCAUCACGGAUAAAGGAACAAGAGAUUGGUGCUAUAAUUACGAUGCCAUCGGCGCCAUCGAGGAAUAUUACAAGUCCUCGUCUGCGGAAAUACUUACUUGA
Messenger RNA from Trichoderma atroviride IMI 206040, 1380 nucleotides. RefSeq lists its product as uncharacterized. Lineage: Eukaryota; Fungi; Ascomycota; Sordariomycetes; Hypocreales; Hypocreaceae. The record is from RefSeq and is a predicted model, not a curated record. Gene Ontology annotation, molecular function: monooxygenase activity; FAD binding.